CCCAGGCUGGAAUUUAGUGGCGGGAUCUCGGCUCACUGCAACCUCUGCCUCCUGGGUCCAAGCAAUUCUCCUGCCUCAGCCUCUCAAGUAGCUGAGAUUACAGGUGCUCACCACCAUGCCUGGUUAAUUUUUGUAUUUUUAGUAGAGAGGGGUAUUACCACCUUGGCCAGGCUGGUCUUGAACUCCUGACUUCAUGAUCCACCCACCUCGGCCUCCCAACGUGCUGUGAUUACAGGCAUGAGCCACUGCACCCAGACCCUCCUCCUUUUCUUCUUUCUCUUUCUUCUUCUUCUCCAUCUUCUUCUUUUCCAUGUGUAUAUCAGGUUUUCCUAGCACAAUUUAUUGAAAAGACUUAUUCCCAAUUAUAUUACAUUAGCACCCAUGUCAAAAGUCAAUGAGCAAUAAAUAUCAGGGUCUAUUUUUUGGCAGCCAAUUCUGUUCAAUUGAUGUAUAUGUCUUUUCUUAUGCCAGUGUCACACUCUUGACUGCAGUAGCUUUGAAGAAAUGUUAAAAUUGGGAAGUGUGAGUCCUUCAACUUUGUUCUUUUUCAAGAUUCUUUUGGCUAUUCUGGAUGCAAAGAAUUUUAAUAUGAAUUUUAGGGUCAACUUGUCAAUAUCUGCAGAAAGUUUCUCCAAGAUUUGUUAAGGCUCCCCAAGAUUUGUUAAGUCCCAAUUUUCUCACAAAUUUAAGAAGAUUGGUAAUUCAUGUCCUAUAGAGUAGUUGUGAAGCACCCCAAAUAUUACCCCACUUUAAAUCUUUAGAAUACUAAUUUCAAAUCCACAUUUUAUAUUGUUUAUCUCAUUUUAUAAAGUUUCAACCAAUUUUAAUUGUUAUUUUCAGAAAAAAUAUGCUUUUGCCACAUUUAUAAACCUAGCAUUGUCGUCAUCAUGCCUCUGGACUCACCAAAAACUGUGACAUCUCCUGGUUUGCACGAGGAUUAGGUUGGUGCUACUGCCAGGUACCUGUAUUAGAAUUGGAGAAUUCUGGAUGUAUAAAGGAAAAUGGUCUCAUCUGCCUUAAGGUGGGAUGUGGUUAUUCUCAGAAGUGUGAGAAGGAAGGAGUAAUUGAAAGGAAGGACGAGUAAGGAGAAAGGGGGAACCUCCUUGACUGCUGGUAGUGUGUAGAGAAUUAGAUGGAAAGUGGUUUGUCUUGAGAGGUUGGCAUCGGGAGGAUAAGGCCGAGGAGAAAAUGUGUUCUUGCUUGCUAUUCCACCUCUAGCUGGAAAGCCCCAUUAUUUGAAUGGACCAGAAUCCAGUAAUCCAGUUUGUAGGUGUCUGCUCAGCUAUCAUUUAUUCUCCUGGCUGACUCCAAAUAUAACUCAGAAUGAUGAAGAUACAAGGAAGAGUGUCUUGACCAAAGUUCAAGACUGUGAGGUUUCCUCAUUCAGUCUGUCCUCUGAACUUUUGAGGGAGUAUCCUGCUGCCACACCUAACGUAGAAAGCAGUCAUACAACAGCUUUUUCUCCUCUUCUCCUCUCCCAACUAUUUAUAGUAACUGAUGCCAGGAUUAUAGUUAUCUUAGCUCACAUUCAUUGACGGUAAAACAUUGUUGUAUGUUACCUGCAUAUGAAGUCAGCACAGUUAUUAUGAUCCUGAUUCUACAGGUGACAAAACCAAGGCACAAACAGGUUAUAUACUUUGUCAAAAUUAUAAAGGUUUAAAGGAGGGUACAUCCAGAAUUGAUCUGAGAGGGACCAUACUAUACCACGUCAACCCUCUUUUCUUCUGUUUCUUGUAUCUUUAGCUCACAUGACAUUUUCUCAAUUUGGCUGUACUUGGAGAAUCACAGAAUUAGCUUACAGCCCUCAGGACUUAAGACUCUUAAGGGCAGUGGCCUAAUUUCAUUUCUUCAAGGAAGUGCCUCCCAAAAUUCCUGUAGAUUACACUAUGGUUUCUUGUCUAUGAAUUCCUAUUGCAUUCUUUUAAGAAAUCAGCACCUGAGUCUGUAACCAAUGGAUGGGUGUUUCUGAAGGCAGAAAACUGCCUGCCUUCUGGGUUGCUGGCAUCACUGACAAUGCCAAGACAUGCCUCUUCCUCUCUGAGAUUGUUGUUACCUGGAGCAGGAGGUUCUCACUAAAGACAUGCUGACUCCCUUCUAUGGCCUUCAUGAUGUAACCACCCUACACAUUGCUGCUGUUCUGUAAUAAUAGAUUGUCAUUCAGAGACAGACAGCAGUGACUGACUCAUUCAAGUGUUGAGGAAGGGGUGACGAGAGGGAUGACCAGGCAAAGCUAAGUGUUCUUCAGCAUUUUUCUCACCUCAGAGCUCCAGUGAGACCAAACCUGGAUUGACCUGCUUUUCCCAAACCUUUAUCUCUUUGAUGGAGUCAAGAAGAUGAAAGAAGCUGUUGUCUGAAUAACCUAUUUGCCCCUCUGUGAGUUGAACUGAGUUGAAACUGCCCAUGUCUAUCCAAGAUCAGGCCAAGAUAUGAGCAAUGUCUUGAUGUCAGUGAUACAGGCCAGUGUCCUGUCCAUGAUCAGCAUCCUGAGUCUCCAUUAUUGCUUACGAGAGGCCCCAGAAACAUUCAGCUCUCCAUUAUGACACAGGCCUCCCACAGGACUUCACCGGUGACACCUUAAAACCAAAGCACCAGCAAAAAAGCAGCAGCCAGAACCACAUGGACUGGUCCACCAACUCUGACAGUGGACCCGUCACUCAGAAUUGCUUCAUCAGUCCAGAGUCUGGCAGAGAAACUGCAACCACCAGCAAGAUCCCAGCUCUUGAGCCCGUGGCUUCCUUUACAAAGGCCCAGGGUAAGAAAGGCAGUGCAGGGAACACGUGGAGUCAGUUGUCUAACAGUAACAAAGAUCUGCUCUUGGGAGGUGUGGCUCCAUCCCCAAGCAGCCAUAGCUCACCAGCCCCACCCAGCAGCUCUGCUGAGUGCAAUGGGCUUCAGCCCUUGUUGGAUCAAGAUGGAGGAGGUACAAAGGAGCCCCCAGAACCACCUACUGUGAGCAGCAAGAAAAAGUCCAGUAAAAAAGAUGUGAUAAUUCAGACCAUACCAAACCCAGACCUGGAUUGGGUCAAGAAUACCCAGAAAGCAUUUGACAAUACAGAAGGGAAAAGGGAAGGUUAUUCUGCAGAUAGUGCCCAAGAGGCAUCACCAGCCAGGCAGAACGUGAGUUCUGCCAGUAAUCCUGAAAAUGACCCAAGUCAUGUCCGGAUUACUAUCCCCAUCAAGGCACCCUCUCUGGAUCCAACCAACCAUAAGAGGAAAAAGAGACAGUCCAUUAAAGCAGUGGUGGAAAAGAUCAUCCCAGAGAAAGCCCUGGCUUCUGGACUCACUAUGAGCAGUGAAGUCGUUAACAGGAUACUUUCCAGCUCUGAGGGGAAUAAGAAGGAUCCCCGUGUCCCUAAGUUGGGUAAAAUGAUAGAGAAUGAGUCCCCCUCAGUUGGCCUUGAAACUGGUGGAAAUGCUGAGAAAGUUAUCCCAGGAGGUGUGUCUAAGCCGCGGAAGCCACCCAUGGUCAUGACACCUCCAACGUGCACAGAUCACUCUCCAUCAAGAAAGCUGCCGGAAAUCCAACAUCCAAAAUUUGCUGCAAAACGAAGGUGGACUUGCAGCAAACCGAAACCCAGCAGCAUGCUUCGAGAGGCAGUUAUGGCCACCUCUGAUAAACUGAUGCUGGAGCCCCCGUCUGCGUAUCCCAUCACCCCAUCCAGCCCUCUGUACACCAACACAGACAGUCUUACUGUGAUCACUCCAGUCAAAAAGAAGCGGGGACGACCAAAGAAGCAGCCUUUGCUCACAGUUGAGACGAUUCAUGAGGGUACUUCCACCAGCCCCGUCAGUCCCAUCAGCCGAGAGUUUCCUGGCACUAAGAAAAGAAAGCGACGCCGCAAUCUAGCGAAGUUGGCCCAGCUCGUGCCGGGAGAGGACAAACCCAUGAGUGAGAUGAAAUUUCACAAGAAAGUUGGAAAGCUCGGCGUGUUGGAUAAGAAGACCAUCAAAACUAUCAAUAAGAUGAAGACACUAAAGAGGAAAAACAUCUUGAACCAAAUCUUGUCCUGUUCCAGCAGCGUUGCUCUGAAGGCAAAAGCUCCCCCAGAGACCAGCCCUGGGGCAGCAGCCAUUGAAAGCAAACUGGGCAAGCAGAUUAAUGUCAGUAAGAGGGGAACCAUCUACAUUGGCAAGAAGCGGGGCAGGAAGCCAAGAGCAGAGCUGCCACCCCCAUCCGAAGAACCCAAAACAGCCAUCAAGCACCCCAGGCCUGUUUCUAGCCAGCCGGAUGUUCCAGCCGUGCCUUCCAACUUUCAGUCACUUGUGGCGUCUUCACCAGCAGCUAUGCACCCACUUUCAACACAGUUAGGUGGGUCAAAUGGCAACCUGAGCCCUGCCAGCACUGAAACCAAUUUUUCAGAGUUGAAAACUAUGCCAAAUCUCCAGCCCAUCAGUGCUCUUCCAACCAAAACCCAAAAGGGAAUACACAGUGGAACCUGGAAGCUGUCUCCACCGAGACUGAUGGCCAACUCCCCUUCACACCUGUGCGAGAUUGGCUCCCUAAAGGAAAUCACGCUGUCCCCUGUGAGCGAGUCCCACAGUGAGGAGACGAUCCCCAGCGACAGCGGCAUUGGGACAGACAACAAUAGCACUUCUGACCAAGCGGAGAAGAGUUCAGAAUCCCGAAGGCGGUACUCUUUUGACUUCUGCUCCCUGGACAACCCGGAGGCCAUUCCGUCAGACACCAGCACAAAGAACCGGCAUGGCCACCGGCAGAAGCAUCUCAUUGUGGACAACUUUCUGGCCCACGAAAGCCUCAAGAAGCCAAAGCACAAGAGGAAACGGAAAAGCCUGCAAAACCGCGAUGACCUCCAGUUUCUGGCAGACCUGGAGGAGCUCAUCACCAAGUUCCAAGUGUUCAGAAUCUCCCACCGGAGUUACACCUUCUACCACGAGAAUCCAUAUCCCAGCAUUUUUCGUAUUAAUUUUGAUCACUAUUACCCGGUGCCAUAUAUCCAGUACGACCCGUUGCUCUAUCUUCGUAGGACUUCAGACUUGAAGUCAAAGAAGAAGCGUGGUAGGCCUGCAAAAACCAAUGACACCAUGACAAAGGUGCCUUUUUUACAAGGGUUCAGCUACCCUAUUCCCAGUGGAAGUUACUAUGCACCCUAUGGAAUGCCUUACACAUCAAUGCCUAUGAUGAACCUUGGUUAUUACGGUCAGUACCCAGCUCCCUUGUACCUAUCGCACACGCUUGGAGCAGCCUCCCCAUUCAUGAGGCCAACAGUGCCACCACCUCAGUUCCACACAAACUCCCAUGUAAAGAUGUCCGGUGCAGCUAAGCAUAAAGCUAAGCAUGGAGUACACCUGCAGGGACCUGUUAGCAUGGGCCUCGGUGACAUCCAGCCUUCUCUGAACCCUCCCAAGGUUGGCAGUGCCAGUCUGUCCAGCAGUCGGCUCCAUAAGAGGAAACACAAACACAAGCAUAAGCACAAGGAAGACCGGCUCCUCGGGACCCAUGACAACCUGAGCGGUCUCUUUGCAGGCAAAGCCACAGGCUUCUCCAGCCACAUCCUGAGCGAGCGGCUGAGUAGUGCAGACAAAGAGCUCCCGCUGGUGAGUGAGAAGAACAAGCAUAAGGAGAAACAGAAGCACCAGCACAGUGAAGCCGGCCACAAAGCUUCUAAGAACAACUUUGAGGUGGACACCCUGUCUACACUGUCACUUUCUGAUGCCCAGCAUUGGACACAGGCCAAGGAAAAAGGAGACUUGAGCAGUGAGCCUGUGGACUCAUGCACAAAAAGAUACUCUGGCGGUGGUGGGGAUGGUGGCAGCACGAGAUCUGAGAACCUGGACGUGUUCAGUGAAAUGAACCCUUCUAAUGACAAGUGGGACAGUGACAUGAGUGGGAAUAAAAGGAGGAGCUAUGAAGGCUUUGGGACGUACAGGGAAAAGGACAUCCAGGCUUUCAAGAUGAACCGCAAGGAGAGAAGUUCUUAUGACUCCUCCAUGUCUCCAGGAAUGCCAAGUCCCCACUUAAAAGUGGACCAGACAGCAGUGCAUAGUAAGAACGAAGGCUCUGUGCCCACCAUGAUGACCAGGAAGAAGCCAGCCGCAGUUGACAGUGUUACAAUCCCACCAGCCCCCAUGUUAUCUCUCCUUGCUGCAUCCACAGCGACGUCGGACGCAGGUGAGCGCUUUUCAGAUGCUCUGGGUUCACUCCAGGCAAGACCAAUGUGGACAAAGCCCACUGAGAAUGUCCUGUUGAAUACAGUCGGCUCCUCCCUGAAGAAGAGGUUCAAGCGGCGGGAGAUCGAAGCCAUCCAGUGCGAAGUGCGGAAGAUGUGCAACUACACCAAGAUCCUGUCCACCAAGAAGAACCUGGACCACGUGAACAAGAUCCUGAAGGCCAAGCGGCUGCAGAGACAAUCAAAAACAGGCAACAACUUCGUCAAGAAGAGGCGCGGGCGUCCCAGGAAGCAGCCCACCCAGUUCGAUGAGGACUCCAGAGACCAAAUGCCGGUGCUGGAAAAAUGCAUCGACCUGCCCAGCAAAAGGGGCCAGAAGCCCAGCCUGAGCCCGCUGGUGCUGGAGCCCACCGCCAGCCAAGACACCAUCAUGGCCACCAUCGAGGCCGUCAUCCACAUGGCCCGGGAGGCGCCGCCCCUGCCCCCGCCGCCACCGCCGCCCCUGCCGCCCCCUCCACCACCACCCCUACCCCCGCCGCCCGCUCUACCCAAGACCCCCCGAGGCGGAAAGAGGAAACACAAACCGCAGGCCCCCGCUCAGCCCCCACAGCAGCCGCCCCCUCAGCAGCCCCUUCCCCAGGAAGAGGAGGUGAAAGCCAAAAGGCAGAGGAAGUCCCGAGGGAGUGAGAGCGAGGUCCUUCCCUAGGGCGGGUCUGGGCGUCUGCACCUGGGGCCUAGGGAACUGACACGUGGGAAGCGCAGUGAGCCGGGGCGGGGAUGUCAUCUCCCCGCUGCAGGGACACCCACGCCCUUCUCUCCAGAAGCUGGGCAGGCAGAAUCGGGCCAGAAGACGGGGCUGAGCCAUCCGGAGCUCUUGGGAAAGCAAAGCAGGGAGACACCUUCAGAAGAAGCUUGUCUGAGCCUCACCGCAGCUCCCACCACGCGGCGCUCCAGUGCGGCUGGAUCCUCCACAGGCCAGCAGAAGGCCCCCCCGGAGGAGCAGGCUGGUGGCGCUCUCUUGACCUCCCGCUGCCACGGUGCGCCCUCGACUCGGAUUUCAUUUGCUGGCCAGGGAAAUCGAAAGGGAAAUACCCUCAAUUAGGAAACAUUCCAAGGGAGAAAAGCUGCAGAUUGCUCAACUGGCAUUGCUGUAACCCGUUUCCAUUUAAUUGGUUUUUUUUCUUUUGGUUUUCAAGCUCUGCUAAGCUUUGGGUACCAACGUCAUCUUCGGGUGACCUGAAUCUUUCCCUUAACCGUGCAGUUUCUCAGAUGGAAUUGUGUGAUCAGAAGGUGGAAUUCUAGUGAUAGGCGACCUUAGACCCGCAUUCAUGUUCUGUGUGCCUCCUCUAUCGCACAUACACUGAUUUUUAGCACUGUCUGUUCCUACUUUUCCUUUGCCCAUUGUACUUCCAUAUGCCUUUUCAUUAACUUAUUUGCUGCCUUUUUUGUUUUUCUUGGUACACAUUUAAAUAAUGUAAUCCUUAACCUGUGCUGUAAAGUUCACCCUUGGCAUGCUGUUCCAAGAAGCUGGCUUUAAAUCCCAAUCAUUGUGAAACACUCAGUAUUGAUAAAACCUUUUUAAUAAGUGAUGCAGAGCAGCCAAGGAUAUGUUGACCCAGAUGUCAACCAGGCUAUUUUUAUACUUAAAACAUAUCAGCAGAGCAUAGGCAGAAUAAAAUGGUUUUAAGACCACACAGCAAAUGGAAUAACUGACAAACCACCAAAAACUGAAACCCCAGACCCACCAGAAAGACAAGUGUCUAGCAAUGCCUUGUUACCUGAUCUUUUUCAUACAAAUGAUUGUCAUAGGUUGUUCAAAAAAAGGAAACAAAAAGACAAUAGAAGAAGUCCAUUAUCCCUUGAAAAUUAUUUCUUAAAAGCAAGUGGGAGUAAGUGUUCUUAUUUGGAAAAAAAAGAAAAUGCUCAAAGGGUAUCACCACUUCAAUUAUAUCAAGCCACCUUGGACAAAGUAUCCAAACUGUGGUUGCCUUAAUAAACUAAAACAUUAUUGUACAUAAUGUAAUUAUAAAUCUAUCAGUCUGCAUGGAUGCAAACUGUGUGUGACAAAUCGUCUUUUAAAUGGUCAAUUUCAGCUGUACAUUUCUCAUCGAAGUUGUACUCUAGCCAUUGGUUUAGCGUCGACAGAUAUUCCAUCUCUAUUACCCAUUUCCACAGCCCGAAUAAAAUAUGUUAAGCAGGCUCAGAAUGAAUAUGAAGAAUUCCAUUUCCGUAGAUGUUUUCUAAAAGUCAGAUUGUGGAAAUUUCAAAUAAGUAUUUUCAAUUUCCUCCCUCACUCCCCCUUACCUUCCUCAAGACAUCAAACACCUGGCGUGGUAGAUUACAGAAAGAGACACUGAGAGAGAGAAUUAAAUUUUCUAAUGGUAAUUAGAAUAUCUGGUUUACCUCCAAAUUAAGUUUCUUUACAGGAAGUUGGGACCAGCUGGAAAUUGUAUUAUCACUUCAGAACACAAUAUUAUUUCCUUAGAGAUGGAUUUUUAUUGGCAACAUUAAAGAAUAAGUGAUGGGGUAUUUAUGUGAGAAAAUUUUUAAGUUCCAAGUUAAUAUGCUUGCAUACAUCACUGUUGCAUCAUGGCACCAGCAGUUGGUUGAAAUUAUCCACAUAGUCAUACUCUUCUGGUCUGUCUCCAUUGACUUCACAUCAUUUGCUGCCCACUAGUCAAUCGCAUUUAAUCCUAGCAAUAUGUAAGUUUAAAGGACUGCCUUCCCCUGUUCUUUAAAGCUUACAUCCUAGGUGCUCAGUUUAUGACCUAGGUUGACCUUUGGCAUUUCAUACAAGUUGAACAGCAAAAUCAAAGCAGCCAUUUUUAAUUCGUCAUUCCCAAGCUCUGAGUGGUUCCAAAGUCACCUGAAAGGAAGGUUUAAAUUGACCCCUCUCGCCCUCCCCCCAUUGUUAUGAAACAGCAACCAUUUUCAUUCCAAUUCAGCCAUAAAGAGGUUUCUCUUACUGGAUUUUAAAAUCAUUUCCUUCUUUCUUUCAUUUGCCCUUCUUCCUUCCUAUGUUGUGCUAUCUCUCCAACCACAUCUAUAAGCAGAAUAAACCUUCUUGCAGAGAAGGAUGAGCUGGCAGGCACUCUGCAGACUUCUUUAAUAAGGACCCAAAAUUUAAUUGACAUUAACCUCUAGUAGGUGAGAAAUUCCCAAAACACCUUUGAGUACAUUAGAAUUUCCAAACCUCUGAAAGAUAUUUCAAGAGAUUUAACAGCGCGUUGCAACUUACACGUGAACUCUGGUCUACGAUGGUCAUGUGAGUUAAAUUCGAAUCCUCUACAUAUAUGACCCUAGAUAUAGAUUGGAAUACUGCAGAGGACCAAAGCUGAGGCAUGCUAAACAGCCGCUGGAAGGCAAAAGCAAGUUCCAUCACCUACGCAACCUCCUCUCUCCACCACCCAGUUUCUCCCUCAGUAUCAUGUUAUUGUUUUCUGCUGCUUUUCACUAACCUUACUCAUCUCAUCAGUACAACCAUUUUCUGAUUCUCUAACUACCCCGAUUCCAUUAGCAUCUCCCCUCCUGUCCAAACUCAGCUCAGCAGUGGGACAGUGCAGCUUCACAGCCAGUUGGUUGCAGAGCUGGAAAGGACCCAGCUCUCCCAACCCAGAUUGUGGAGGUCUCUGGCCACCCAACACUGCCUUCUGGGGCUGCAUUUCUUUUUUAGAAGAGGUCAUUUGGGAUACAUGGUACUCCGUAUACAGCUUCACAAAAUAUUUUAUAAGAGAAAUCCUUUGAUUUUAUUUAUUUUUAUUUUGUUUUCUGGAUUACUUGCCUUCAGUAAGCAGAUAUGUGCCCACUUGUAAGGAGUCUGGUUAGUGAUAAGAAAAGGAUGAAAUCUAGAUACAAAAGCUUCCUUGAAGGUGAUGAUGGAUCUUUAAUCCACCUGACUAAGUAUCUGGAAGAGCCACUUGCUUUUCCACCCCUGAUCUCAAAUGAGAGGAGCAGAAGUUUAACUUCCUCAAAUAGCCUGGCUCUGGCUAAAACCCAAGGAAGAAAGGUCAACGGAAAGGAAAGAAAAGCAUGUCAGGGGCUGGUUUGUGACUUGGCAGGACCAGGAAUCAGCAGCCACUGACAGCUCAAAGAAGGUGACUAAGGGCUGGCAGAAGAUUAUUAGCAUGUUAACUUGGCUGCUGUCCGGAGUAGGAGGCCAUAUUCAAUGGCAGUCAGAAUUUGUGUUCUGCACAUUGCUGGGUCUAUAAAUAUGAUAAGCAAGUGGUGACAGAAUUAUAGAAUAAGGUGAUGUACUACAUGCAGAUCAUAAAGGAUUUGGUUUUAAGACUUAAGUAGAAAAUCCCACUCCUAGCUUAUUACCCAGCAAUAUUCAGAUAAUGAGCUUUUGGAGAAUAUUUUUUUUUUUCCUGUCACUAGAAAGAUUUACCUGGGAACUGUCUAAAGUCUAUAUACAUAUUUCCAAAGCCUUUAAAUACCAACCGUAGCAUAGAGAGAGAGGGGUGGCAGAAGCUGAAAUGCCUCAAAAGCCAUUUAAGUGUUACGUUGCAGGAUUUUCAGUCCUUCUCGUUAUGUAAAAGUAGAUAAAUAUAGACGUUAUUCUCAACACUACCCUAUAGUAUCACAGUGGUCCAAAUGCCAGAGCUUACAGAUAAUGUCAUCACAGUGCCUAGAAACUCGAACUGUAAUAUACCGUAGCAUUUUCUUGGUGUUUCUUAAAGUUUCUUUCCACAAUACAAGGUCCUCUCUGCCUCUUGUUUCUUGGAGAGUUCACCCCACUGAUGAGUCUUCUUUCCCUGUUGGACUCACUCAUUUGGGGAACAGUCUUAGAAGCACAUAUCAACCAAGGAAGAAACUUCCUGGAUAUCUAUUGCCCACUUGCCCAGGUAUAAUAAACACUAAGGGGGGAAAUUGAAAGGAGCUGCCAGCUGAUCAAUGCAGAAGGGCAGUUCCACCCUAGAUUGGUCUUUCUUUUUCUUCCUUUUUUAAAAAAAAAAAUCUAUUUCUUAAAUAAUAAUAAAUGCACAUGACAUGUUAAAUAUGUACAUAUAUAUUUCAAAAGAAAAAAAUGGGGCACAAGAUUGUCUUACAAGUCGUGCUGGCUAAUUUUUAGUUUGUAUUCAUAAGUGGUUUUUAAAAGCCUUUUUUAAAGUGUAAUUUGCAUGUUCUACUUUGAUUGUAUGUAAACAUAUUUUAGAACAAAAAAUGUAUUUGUAUUUUAUUGAAUAUAGAGGCAAGAAAAAUUGUACAUUGUUUGAAAUGUUCUUUUUGUAACAGUUUUUAUUCAUAAAGCAUUUUUGUACAUUUAAAAUGAACAUGGACUUGCUGUUAUUUGAGGCGUAGAUCCAUCUAGCAUGCUUACUGUCAUGCUCCCCCAUGGUCUUAGAUGUUGGGUUUUAAACAUUUUUUUCUAAAAGAAAGCUCAGUCUUUUUCGCUACCAGAUCAGGUUAGCACAGUAUACAGCACUUAACUAUUAAAAAAAAAAAAGUUAAUCCUAUUCAUAUGUUAUUCAUUGUGUGAAAUUAAAGACAUUCAAUUCAGUCUAA
Messenger RNA from Callithrix jacchus (white-tufted-ear marmoset), 11633 nucleotides. The record is from RefSeq and is a predicted model, not a curated record. NCBI's taxonomy places the organism in Eukaryota, Metazoa, Chordata, Mammalia, Primates, Cebidae.